Messenger RNA from Malaclemys terrapin pileata, 1440 nucleotides. It is a transcript of the gene NEU4, whose product is annotated as neuraminidase 4. Lineage: Eukaryota; Metazoa; Chordata; Testudines; Emydidae. The transcript has 4 exons. Gene Ontology annotation, biological process: oligosaccharide catabolic process; ganglioside catabolic process. Gene Ontology annotation, molecular function: exo-alpha-sialidase activity. Gene Ontology annotation, cellular component: lysosome; cytoplasm; membrane. The coding region runs from base 1 to 1440 and encodes 479 amino acids. The record is from RefSeq and is a predicted model, not a curated record.
AUGGGAUCGCGCCAUUUCCCAGCUCGCACCGUGCUGUUCGAGAGGGAGCCGAGCGGAGUGACUUACCGCGUUCCAGCGCUGCUCUACAUCCCCUGUAUGGCAAAGCUGUUGGCCUUUGCUGAGGAGAGGCUGAGUAUUGAUGAUGCCCAUGCAAACCUGCUGGUGCUAAGACGAGGGACCUUCCUCAGGAACUAUGUGGAGUGGGAAGACAUGAGAGCACUGGAGACUGCGACCUUGAAGCACCAUCGGUCCAUGAACCCCUGUCCUGUUUACGAUGAAUUCACAGGCAUCGUCUUCCUCUUCUUCACUGCUGUGCUAGGCAAGACUUCCGAGGCCUAUCAGAUCAUCACAGGCCAGAAUGUCGCCCGCCUGUGCUACGUUUCCAGUUCCGACCAGGGGCGGAGCUGGAGCAAGGUUACUGACCUGACACAGCAGGUCAUUGGCAGGUCCAUCACAGAUUGGGCCACUUUUGCUCUAGGCCCUGGCCAUGGAAUUCAGCUCAAGUCGGGACGACUGCUGGUUCCAGCCUACACUUACCACAUCGACUGCAAGGAGUGCUUUGGGAAGCUCUGCAAGACAACCCCUCACUCCUUCACCUUCUACAGCGAUGACCACGGCCAGAGAUGGCGCUUUGGCGAGUUCAUCCCCAACCUGCCCACUGUGGAAUGUCAGAUGGUCUCCGUGGAUGAGGAGGAUGGCAGCAAUGUCCUCUACUGCAAUGCCAGGAGCCCCUUGGGCUUCAGAGUGCAGGCGCUGAGCACGGAUGAUGGAGCAGUUUUCCACUUGGGGCAGCUUGUUCAGCGGCUUGUAGAGCCCCCCCAUGGCUGUCAUGGCAGUAUCAUUGGCUUCCCUGCCCCUCUCUUCUAUGCCCCAAGCAGCCCCUAUUCACGGUGGACCAUGUCUUUGGGCAGCCAGCUGCAGGACCACCAACAGCUAGCAGGGUCUAAAGAGCCCAGUCCUUCCAGCAGCCAUUACGAGAUCCAUGAUUCCAUGUCCUCAGCUGUGUCAUGUGGAGGUCAGGAGCAGCCUGAACCAGGAGCUGCUUCCAAAUCCAUUUUCCUCUUCCAGACCCCAACAUGGGUGCUCUAUUCCCAUCCAACAAGCUCCAGGUCUCGGAUCAACAUGGGUGUCUAUCUCAGUACGUUCCCCAGGGAUGCAGAUAGCUGGACAGAGCCCUGGGUUAUUUAUGAAGGCCCCAGUGCCUACUCAGAUCUGGCCUACAUUGAACUGACCUACUCUGAGUUCUCAGCCACUGGGAUCCCAGCCAUAGCCUUUGCUUGCCUGUAUGAAAAUGGGACGAGGUCCCCCUAUGAGCAGAUCUCCUUCAGCAUGUUCACACUGUAUGAUGUGAUUCAGAACAUCCCCCUGAAAGCCACAUCACCAGACCCGAAGCACCACUUGUAUAAGAAAAAGAGGGGGAGGAGUUGUGUCACCUCCUAA